AUUUUUACAAGUAAGGCAAAUGACACCGCAGGAUGAAAUUAACAGAUAUUUCAUUGAUUUACAUUCUCAUUGGUGUCUACGUUGCUGAAUGCUGCACAGAUUUGGACACUGGGAAAUGCUGCUUCAAUUUUUAUGAGAAUAAAAGCGGUGUCUGUGAAGAAUGUCCAUUUGGAACGUUUGGUGAGAACUGUGGUGGACGAUGCCCUCCCGGAUAUUUUGGGAGACUAUGUCAAGAAAUAUGUUCUUGUGAGGCUGAGGAAUGUAAUCUAGUAAAUGGCUGUUCGUCUCAAACAGGACCACAACAAAUCUCCCCAAAAAGACCACGACCAGUUCCUCCAACUACUUGGAAAAACACAGCAUUUAUCAUGAUAGGAAGUAUUGGAACGUGUGUUAUUGUUGGAAUGAUGUAUUGCGGUAAAUCCUGGUACUUUAGAAACAGAGUACAUACGUCGUUGACUGGUAGAACGAACAAUACAGAAUCUUCAGUUUCCUACCAUGUGGUAAACGCUUUAAACAGAAACGCUUUAGGAGUGGAACGCUACGUAAAUGAGAGACAACAAUCCGAGAUAGAUCGCCAAAGUAAUCAUGGAGAUGUUUUGUUACAAGAUAAAUGGACAUAUCAUAAUGGCGAGUGUUGCAUGCCAGGAAACAGCAACAUUUACUGCGAUUUAAAUCAUGAUUUCUAUGAAAACAACUCCGGCUUCCUGGGAGAUGGUUCAGAUACCGAAGUAGAACAGGGAAGUGAUGUCUUCCAAAGAAGGAACACUGGUUCUGCAUGUACCAAUAACGGAGUAGUCUUUAACCGGGAGAUGCCCCAACGUGAUAAAAAUCACGAGGAUAUAAAGAAUGAAACAGCAGAAUCUAUGUCUUCAGUCUCAAAGACUUCCGAGGGACAGAUGGGAUUUCAAAUAUCUAAAAGAGUUCCUGACUACAAAUUCAGACCUUACAGUUCAAUAAAGUACAACAGAUACAAAUCAAAGACUGGGUACGACCAACAAAGCGCACCCUACCAAUCUUUGUUAUUUUGUGAAACAGAGGAAAAAGAAACAGACAUUUUACAUGAAGAACCAUAUCAAGAUACUAUACCCAACUCUAGAGUUUCCUUCCAUGUGGUAAAUGGUUUAAACAGAAACUCCUCAGCAGUGCAAAAUGACGUAAAUGAGAGACAACAGUUCGAUUUAGAUUGGCAAAGUAAUUAUGGAGGUGCUUGUUUACAAGAGAAAUUGACAUAUCAUAAUGAUCAGUGCUGUAUAUCAGGAAACAACAACAUUAACUGCGAUUUAAACCAUGAUGUCUAUGAAAAACGCACCAGCUUCGUGGGAGAUGGUUCGAGUUGUGAUGAUAGCGAAAUAAGGCGGGGAAGUGGUGCCUUUGAAACAAGGAACAAUGGUUCUGUAUGUACAAGCAACGGAGUAGUGAUUAAAAGGGAGAAGGCCCAGCGUGAUAAAAAUCAUGACGACACAAAGAAUGAAACAUCAGACUCUUUGUCUUUGGGAUUUCCAAUAUCUGAAAGGAUCUCUGACUUCAAAUCCAGACCUUACAGCUCAAUAAAGUACAACAGAUAUGAAUCAAAGACUGGGAACGACGAAAAGAGUGCGCCCUACGAAUCCUUAUUUUUUAAAAGAGAGGAAAAAGAGACAGACAGCUUACACGAAGAGCCAUAUCAAGAUACUGCACCCAACUGUAGGGAUGAAGUUCGUUUCAACACUCUCGAAACAUUGGCAGUAAAAAAUACAAGUUAUUCCAGAUUGGGUUCGGAAAAGAAAACAUGUACUGACUUGAUUUCCCACGAUCUGGAAUUCAGUAAUUGCAAUGUUUAUUGCAAUGAAUAUAGAAAAUCUGCAAAAGAGAAGCCAAUUGCUUAUGAUUUCACCAGAAAAGAUACACACAUAGAGAAAGAAGGCUCAGAACUGUGUGAGACGUCCGCAUAUCUGACAGCCUCGAGGGACGAACAUAAUCCUGACAAGGAGAAUGUGACGGAAUUACAUCACAAUGGUGCAUCGCUAGUACAUCCCUCAGCAGACGAGGAAAGAAUAUCGAGUGCUUCAAACGUCUAUCACAUUUGUGCUGGAGAGGAAUAUUUACCCAAUCAUCUGCCGUAUAGCAAAAUUCAUAUCGGUAUAACCACUGACGAUAAUGACCGAUUGCCGAAUGAAAACAGUGACAAUCAUUAUGAAGAACUGAGUGUCUACGAAGACAUUCGCCAUUCAGACCAUCAACAUGUGGAAACUGUAUAGUUAACACAAAAUGAGUGUAAACAUGCAGUCAUAUUUAAAAAAGUACUUCCGGCAAAUAUGUUUUAUGUUUCUUUAGAAUAUGUGAGUAUAAUUGUGAGUUAUUGUUUUAAAAUUCCAUUACAUCCUGAAAAACACAAUAAAAUAAAGACGACAUAAUUAGAAUUGUGA
Messenger RNA from Ostrea edulis (European flat oyster), 2405 nucleotides. RefSeq lists its product as uncharacterized. NCBI's taxonomy places the organism in Eukaryota, Metazoa, Mollusca, Bivalvia, Ostreida, Ostreidae. The record is from RefSeq and is a predicted model, not a curated record. The coding region runs from base 33 to 2237 and encodes 734 amino acids. The transcript is spliced from 12 exons.